Molecule: messenger RNA, 756 nt
Organism: Camelina sativa (false flax)
Lineage: Eukaryota; Viridiplantae; Streptophyta; Magnoliopsida; Brassicales; Brassicaceae
Source: RefSeq, a predicted model, not a curated record
ACACCCUUUCACUUCUCAUCUCCUUUCUAACUAUUCCCUUUUAUUGGCCGGUAAACGAGUCGACUCACUGAGUCAGACCAAAAAACCUAUGGGCAUAUGCAGCUCGUACGAGUCGGCACAAGUGGCGACGGCGAAGCUGAUCUUACAAGACGGGAGGAUGAUGGAGUUCACGAGCCCGGUCAAAGUAGGUUACGUGCUACAGAAGAAUCCGAUGUGUUUCAUUUGUAACGCCGACGAUAUGGACUUCGACAACACCGUAUCCGCCAUUAGCGCCGACGAGGAGUUUCAGCUUGGUCAGCUUUACUUCGCUCUUCCUCUCAGCGCGCUUCAUCAUUCUCUUAAAGCCGAGGAGAUGGCUGCAUUGGCUGUUAAAGCUAGCUCUGCUCUAAUGAGAAGUGGUGGUUCUUGUGGCCGAGAUAAAUGCAGGUGUCGUCGGAAAUGUGUCUCUCCGGUGAUCUUUUCGGCACGAAGAGUCGCGGCGGUGGGAUCUGACGGAGAGACGAGGAAUGGGAAAAGACGCGGUGGUGGUGGUGGUAGCGGGAGGAGGAAGUACGCGGCGAAGUUGAGUAAGAUAGAAGAGUAGUGAAGGGUAGUUUGGUAAUUUAGUUAUUGUUUUAGGUUUAAGUUUGUAAAUAGCAUGUAGUGGUUAUUAUUAUUGGAGGAGCAUAUUGUUGUAAUGCACAUUGCAUUUAGCAACGUGGGAAAAGUGAUUGUACUUUGGUUUACUAUCAUAUCAUAUGAUUAGAGGAUUUUAUA